AGCAGAAAACCCUAUUACUGAGUGAGACGAAUGUCUCCGACGUAUGUUUGUUUGAUAGAGCGGAGUUGUGAAUAGAUUGGGAAAUGUCGAGGUAUAUCUAUGGAGAUCUGAUAUUGGAAGCAUUCAUGGAGUUCCGGCGGCCCAUGGCGCUCGAGGAGGUGAUUGAAUAUGUUGCUGAAAUGACGGAUAGACCUGUUCAAGAGGUACGUCUUAGUGUGGACAACACACUGACAGCUGCCUGGUUGCAUGAUUUUGUGAGGCGCGACGGUGAGCUAUAUUUUCUGGAAUCGAUUGUCAAGCCUGACGUUCAGGCAACCAAGAAUACUAGAUCCAAAGGCUCCGCUACGACGUUCGCUCACUUCACUGGUACCUUCGACACUUGCCGGGGCGGAAGGCGAAUCAGGAAGCAGAGCAGCCGGCGUUGGUGAUCAGAAUAUCUCUAGCAUAUCGAUUGACCUCUUCCCACACAUUCGGACUCAGAGGCGGGGUAGCGACACGUCCAUUGUCUAAGCACAACAGCGACAACAACAACCGGAUGAGAUGCCAAACCAUCCGAUCCUACCUCCAUGACAUCGUUACUAAUUGCGUGCUGUCCGCCGGUCUCUCUCUCUCUGACCUGGAAGG
Messenger RNA from Drosophila hydei, 624 nucleotides. RefSeq lists its product as uncharacterized. The coding region runs from base 84 to 428 and encodes 114 amino acids. The transcript has a single exon. Lineage: Eukaryota; Metazoa; Arthropoda; Insecta; Diptera; Drosophilidae. The record is from RefSeq and is a predicted model, not a curated record.